CGAAAAUUAUUCUAAUUUAUAAUAAGAAAUUUCAAACACUGUUUAGCAAGUGCAUUUAACUCGUUUUUAAACCAAACAAAGCUGUUUUCGCAAGAAUGGAAUCGCUUGAUAUAAUCGCGAACCGUAUCGAAAACCUUAACCAGUUACUUGGCCCCGUCCCGUCAGCAGACGCCCAAGGGGAAAAUCUAACAGAUGCUGUGCUAUCGGCGGUUUCGUUUCUCCCAUCGGCCAGCACCGGCCAUCUGGCCGACGGUAGUAAUCGGGAUAAAAUUUUGGAAACCUUCCAGCGAAAGGAUGAGCUAGAAUCCUAUCUGGAUCCAUCGUACCUGGACGAGAAGCAGGAUAUCAAGGCGAAGGAAAUCUAUAUCAACACGAUUGCGAACGAUCUGGCGGGGACGUUCGAAACGCUGCAAAAGAUAAAGACGCUGGAACCGACGCUGGGAGCGGAAUAUUUUCGCAAUUUGCCGGACGUUAGCGAUCAGUUGAAAACGAUGACGACGGCAACGGCCGAGCAGAAGCAGGCCAACGAUUUGCUGGAGGAAAGCUUGGUCAUUGCGAUGCAACGCUACAGCGAGAUUCAGGCUGGCAUCAAGGACUCGUUGAAAGCGAUGACCGACCGGUUAGACAAGAUAGAGAAUCGGCUGCUGGAGCGGAAGAAGGAGGAUAAGGAUAUUUGAGGAGCAGGUCUCGCGCGCGUUCAGCGGUAAGGUGCAUUAUUUAUUUAUAUGAAGCGUAUAAUGAAAGCAAGUAGGUAUAUAUUCUUCAUUUA
This is a messenger RNA of Ochlerotatus camptorhynchus, 769 nucleotides long. RefSeq names its product Dynactin 3, p24 subunit (gene DCTN3-p24). The coding region runs from base 96 to 677 and encodes 193 amino acids. Gene Ontology annotation, biological process: cytoskeleton-dependent cytokinesis. Gene Ontology annotation, cellular component: dynactin complex. The record is from RefSeq and is a predicted model, not a curated record. NCBI's taxonomy places the organism in Eukaryota, Metazoa, Arthropoda, Insecta, Diptera, Culicidae. The transcript is spliced from 2 exons.